CAUACGAGCCGUGUUUACGUUUUGCGAAUCAGAAACCGGGUAAUUUCGUGUUUGUUUCUAAAGUAUGGGGCUCCAAUUAAACUCGGCUUCGGGCAACUUCCAACUUUGACAGCGUCCGUAAUUUCCUCGUGCCGUGAUGUGUGUUUAGAGGAUUCCGUUGGAAGAUUUAAAACGCAAGUGAUAUGCUUUCGGUUUAAUUCGAAGCGCGAUGGGUUGCAUUUUGUCCUUACUGCUGGGGAAGUCGAAAGAGGAGGAGCAACAACCGGAAGUACCCAAAAAAUAUUCAUGGGAUCUUCGAAAGGAAAAAAACGUCAACGAUUUUAAAUUUGAAAAUCUAGAUAAUGCCGAGCUAUUCAAAGGUCCGGGGUCCAUCAAUGGAGAGCAAUUCAUCAUUAGGAACUGCAGCAAUAGUAAAAUAUUCUUACUGGACUACACAAAUAUGCUGACUGUCGACGAUUCUUCCAACUGCCUUCUUAUUUUGGGCCCCGUCAAAAGCAGCGUAUUUUUCAGAAAUUGUUCAAACUGCACAUGCGUUGUUGCCUGCGGUCAAUUCAGGAUGCGAGAUUGUAAGAAAAUGAACAUCUUUCUACACUCGGCUACGACUCCCACGAUUGAAUCCUCAACAGAUAUUGAAUUCGCUUGUCAUCAACUAAAUUACAAUGGAUUGAAAGAACAAUUUAAACUAGUAAAUUUGAAUAUAUUCACAAACUGCUGGUACUCAGUUCAUGAUUUUACUCCUGGUGAGGGUAGUUGGGGUUUGCUGCCACCUUUUUGUACUCUUGAAUCACUAGUUAGUCUUAUAAACACAUCGUGCAAUUUAAGGAGAAACUUGGAGAACGUAUGUUUGGAUUUGAGCAAAAGCCAAAGUCUAGUGCCUCAGACCAUCGGAGCGAUCAUCGAAAAACCCACUUACGAGUCUUGUCUUGUUCUGUUUAUCCUUGAUUCUAAGACUCUGAAAGUCCAGGAUGAUGAAGUCCUCUCAUUUAUAAAAAAAUUAACUUUUGAAUCGAAAGACGUAUCACUUAUUAACAGCCGGAGUGUUGUGGUGACCUUGCGACAAAUACUGGACAUUUUUGAGGGUAAGACGCUGAAAACUGACGCCGAAAGCAUCACUGUUAUCGGACUUCAUUUCCACGGAUUAGAGUGUCUUCAAUAUUGUAACAAGGUGGCGUUUGAACUUUCGAUCUCACCUCAAACUGUUCUAAUCAGUGCCUCAAAGACAGAAGCCAGUCGUCAAGUGGAACAAUUUUUCUCUCUGUCAGACAUGUUGGUGUUCUAAAUGUUCGACUAUACAUAUCCAAAAGUCAACGCAAGUUAUCUUUUUUUGAAGAAUGCGUCAGUGUACCGUUGAUAUCAUGUUCCAGUCUUAUGUUGCGAAAGAAUUCGAAGGCACGCAAUUUUAAAUUGAAAUGAUGCGAUGGAAUGAGACUGCUAGGAUGAAAAUAACCUAGGUCAGGUCAAUUUUUUAAUUGGUAUGAAAGUUUCAAUAUAUAUUUUUUCUGAGGUAACCAGUAAAUAACAGUUUGGGAUUACAAUACGAAACAAAGGAACACACGUAGAAAACAGGCCUUUCAUAAACUAAGCAACACUACAGAAAUCACAUUUACUUUCACUUGCCAAAGAUUUGUGGUUGAACUGAAUAUCAGUAAGUACUUGUACUUAUGCACGCACCAGUGUACGCAUUCAGGCAUGUCAGUGCAUGAAGCCUGAGUUUGAUCAUUUUUAUUUUGAAUAGCAGCGCUAUGCAGUUGCAUCCAUUAUCAUAAGGAUUCGAUUGUUUUAUGUUAUAAAUAAAGACCAACUGAACGAUAGUUUAAGUUCAGCAAGGCGUUGUUCUUUAGAAUUGUCACCUGAGAAGGAUCAUUUUAGGUGGCUAUUUUAAGUAAAGUCAAAAUUUUCACAAUUUUUUACAUAAAUAUCCAAACAUAUUUAUCUCGAAAGAUUCAUCGUCACGAUGAUUUCAGCCACAUAAUACGUAUAAAGGUUUUAAAAUUCAAAAUGAAUAACAAGUUAUUACUUAUCUUUGUAUACAAAUAGAGCACUUUUAUUUAGAAAACGUAACAUGUUGACACUUAACUUCAGAUAUAAAAUGAACAAAAACAUGUGUAAAAUAUCUACUGAAAACAAAUAUUAUAUAAUCAAUGAAAAAUUUAAUUGAGCUCAAAACAAAAGCAUUGGAUUAAAAAUUGGUAUGAUUUGUACUCACAAUAAAUAUCUUAAAAAUAACAGUGAGGUUACUGUCGUGUAAAAAA
Messenger RNA from Bemisia tabaci, 2252 nucleotides. RefSeq names its product protein XRP2. Gene Ontology annotation, cellular component: periciliary membrane compartment; cilium. Gene Ontology annotation, molecular function: GTPase activator activity. The record is from RefSeq and is a predicted model, not a curated record. Lineage: Eukaryota; Metazoa; Arthropoda; Insecta; Hemiptera; Aleyrodidae. Gene Ontology annotation, biological process: post-Golgi vesicle-mediated transport.